Molecule: messenger RNA, 1491 nt
Organism: Cetraspora pellucida
Lineage: Eukaryota; Fungi; Glomeromycota; Glomeromycetes; Diversisporales; Gigasporaceae
Source: the annotation of a GenBank genome assembly
AUGUCAGUUAACCCUGCAAACCCACCAAGGCCGGCUCUUCGAGCAGCUGAUAAAGAAACUUUUGCUCAUAUUACCGCAACACAUAGAUGGAAAGAUAUAAUAAAAAAAGCCAUUGACAAUAUUCGUGAUUCACUUAAUUGUUCGGAAGUUGAUAAGAAUGAAGAAGGAAAAAAAAUUAUAGCUUCUAUGGAAGAAUUAAUAAAUCAAAUUCAAAGAAAAGAUCAAUUAAUUCAGAUCGAAGAUGAUGGAAGACCAGAUAUUGUAUCAUGGAACGAUGCUUUAAAUACUUAUUUUAAGGGUGAAAAUUGGUUCACAACAACAUGGUUAUUCGCUGAAUGUUAUUUAUAUCGUCGAAUUAUUUCAAUAAUUACAAAUACCAAACAUUGGAAAAAUUAUGAUCCUUAUUUUCGUCAAAAAGAAGAUUCUUUUAAAGUAUCCUUUACAACAAUAUUCGAAUUUUCAAAACGUAUUGAUGAAUUAAUUUCUUUACAAAAAGUAAAAACAAAUGAUAAAUUAAUUUUUUAUGAACUUGCUAAAUUAUCACUUUGGGGAAAUGCAAUUGAUUUAUCUAUUGAUUUAAUUUUCUCGGAUUGGUUAAUUCAAUCAGGAUACGUAUCCAAAGUUUAUUUACACGUAAAACCAAUUCCAUGGUUUGUUUCAGAUACAACAUUAGAAGAUUUCAAUUGGUUACUUAAAACACUUAAAAACAAUGAAUUUUUUUCAUCAAUUUCUAAUAUUGAAAAACUUUCCUUAGAAAAACUUUUUAAUCGUUGGCAAUCAUAUAUAACUAAUUCAAAUUGGAUUAUUACUUCAGAUUUUUUUUGGACCUCUCCUUAUUCUUUUUGGCAUUUGGAAGAAAAAGCUCCUGAACUUUAUAAUGAUUUAUGUAAAUCUCAUCUUAUUAUAUUUAAAGGUGAUUUAAAUUAUAGAAAAUUGGUUUAUGAUUGUAAAUGGGAAUCUAUUACACCUUUUAAAGAUGCUAUCGGUCCAUUGGGAAAUUCGAAAAAUUCUCCUCCUUUAUUAUCUUUAAGAACAGGAAAAUCUGAUGUAUUUGUAGGACUUGAUGAAGGAGUUGAAAAAAGUUUAGGUUCUGAUAAAAGUUGGAUGUAUUCUGGGAAAUUUGCGGUUAUUCAAUUUAGUGAAGGAUACCAUAUGGUUUACCUGUCGUUUGAAAAACGAGCCCGAAUUUUUACCCUUUUAAAUGAAAGAUAUCCAACCCGAUAUGUAGCUGACCAUGAAAAAGUUUCUCAAUCUACUGUUGUAAGAAUCAAGCAAUGCAAGAAAGAAACGGGUAUCUUUAGUAACAAACCAAAGCCUGGAUGCCUGAGACUACUUACCGGCCACUAUGAGCAAAAAGUGUUGUGGUAUAUUAUAACUGGAGAAUGUACCAAUGCUGUUUCUGUUCAAAAAAAGCUAAAAACUGAUGAGGGAAUUAUUGUUAGUAAAAACACAAUCAAAUGGACUUUGCGUCGUAAUGGAUUAAGAGCCUGA